AAUUAGGAAAGUCUCUUCUCUCAGAGUGUCCCCCGUCGCUGCUCAACGCAAUGGCCUCGCUCAUCGCGAUACUCGACCUCAAAGGUAAACCGCUGAUCCAGCGCUCAUACAGAGACGAUGUACAGCCCUCGUGUAUCGAGCGUUUCCUGCCUCUGGUCCUCGACAUCGAAGAGGAGGGCCAACAAGUCACACCUUGUUUCUCCAGUCAGGGGAUCAACUACCUGCACAUCAGGCAUUCUAACCUAUACCUGCUUGCUCUUUCAAAGCAGAAUAGCGAUGCCGCCGAGAUCAUCGUUUUCCUACACCGACUCACGCAAGUCCUCAUCGAAUAUUUCAAGGAACUCGAGGAGGAAUCGAUACGAGACAACUUCGUCAUCAUAUAUGAACUUAUGGACGAGAUGAUGGACUUUGGCUAUCCUCAGACAACGGAAAGCAAGAUCUUGCAGGAAUAUAUCACGCAGGAAUCGCACAAACUCGAGGUACAAGCACGACCACCUAUGGCCGUUACCAAUGCCGUGUCCUGGAGAACGGAAGGUAUCCGGUAUAGGAAGAAUGAAGUCUUCCUGGAUGUCAUCGAAAGUGUAAACCUUCUCGUUAAUUCGAAUGGAAACGUCGUCCGUUCAGAGAUCCUUGGUGCCGUCAAGAUGAAGUGCUAUCUAUCUGGGAUGCCAGAACUACGACUUGGUCUCAAUGACAAAGUCAUGUUCGAGAGCACAGGUCGCACUUCCCGUGGCAAGUCCAUCGAAAUGGAAGACGUCAAAUUCCAUCAAUGUGUGCGGCUCAGUCGCUUUGAAAGCGAUCGCACCAUCUCCUUCAUCCCCCCAGACGGCGAAUUCGAACUAAUGUCUUAUCGACUCUCGACGCCUGUAAAACCUCUGAUAUGGGUCGAAGCAUCCGUUGAAAGCCACCGUGGUUCGCGAGUCGAGUACGUCGUCAAGUGCAAGGCACAGUUCAAGCGGCGCAGCACGGCGAAUAACGUAGAGAUAUGGGUACCUGUCCCGGAUGAUGCUGAUAGCCCGAAAUUCAGGGCUACAACGGGAAGCGUGCAAUAUGCACCAGACAAGUCGGCAUUCGUCUGGAAAAUGAAACAACUUGGUGGUGGUCGCGACUACAUUAUGCGCGCACACUUUGGGCUACCGAGCGUCAGGAGCGAGUCGGAACCCCCAACACGUGCCCCACUCACCGUCAAGUUUGAAAUCCCUUACUUCACCGUGUCCGGCAUUCAAGUGCGCUACUUGAAGAUCGUCGAAAAAUCAGGAUACCAAGCGUUGCCUUGGGUACGCUACAUCACACAGAAUGGUGAUGAUUACAGUCUCCGUACGGCGGUCGAGAAAGGGAACCCGCCACCCGUCAUGCAGCCGUGAACUGCGACCGCCACUUACAUGCAUAAACGGUGGGAUGUAUUUGGGUGUCAGUCGAUGUCUGCAUAAUACCUAACGAUGUCAUAUUAUUUGUCGCA
Molecule: messenger RNA, 1459 nt
Organism: Pisolithus orientalis
Lineage: Eukaryota; Fungi; Basidiomycota; Agaricomycetes; Boletales; Pisolithaceae
Product: Mu homology domain-containing protein
Exons: 8
Coding region: 51-1364 (437 amino acids)
Biological process (GO): intracellular protein transport; vesicle-mediated transport
Cellular component (GO): clathrin adaptor complex; clathrin-coated vesicle
Molecular function (GO): clathrin-cargo adaptor activity
Source: RefSeq, a predicted model, not a curated record